Molecule: messenger RNA, 600 nt
Organism: Opisthorchis viverrini
Lineage: Eukaryota; Metazoa; Platyhelminthes; Trematoda; Opisthorchiida; Opisthorchiidae
Exons: 6
Biological process (GO): mRNA processing; regulation of mRNA stability
Cellular component (GO): nucleus; cytoplasm
Molecular function (GO): poly(A) binding
Source: RefSeq, a predicted model, not a curated record
AUGGCACUCGAUGCAGAGUUCUUGCUGAAAGUGAAGGAACAUGUCACAACCAAGCUCAAACAAUUGGGUGCUUUUAUUGACGAGGAGCUCCCAGACUACAUCAUGGUGAUGGUUGCCAAUAAGAAGAACGAAAGCAGUAUGGCUAAGGAUCUACAGUUGUUUCUGGGAGAACACACUGCUGAGUUUACUAGAUGGUUGCACUCAACUUUAGAGGAGCUGAAAACACCGGUUAAAGCAGCCCCUGUCGAGAAACAACAGCCUUCAACUCGUUCAAAAUCUCGGCCGCAGAAGCGCAAAUCGGACAAAGCACGUUCAGCUUCUGGCCAUUCGCGCUCCCGGUCUCCAGUUGACCAACGGAAAACGGACAAGUUGGUUGCCUCCUCGCGUGAGCCUCAUGUGGAGGGUGAACUUCUACAUAUCCAUGCAGAUGAAAAUGAGUUUAUAAAUGAUGACAUAUCGUCCACUUCUCCGGUCUAUGAGGAACGCAAGGUUGUGAGCACCUCUGUCUUGUCUUCUAAACAGAGUAAGCUGCGUGAAUCUCAUGAGGCAGAAGAAAUGGACAAAGUCUCCACCAUUCGUUCUGUCGUUAGAACUGCCCCG